Melanotaenia boesemani (Boeseman's rainbowfish) is the source of this 11803-nucleotide messenger RNA. RefSeq names its product receptor tyrosine-protein kinase erbB-4-like. The record is from RefSeq and is a predicted model, not a curated record. Gene Ontology annotation, biological process: cell surface receptor protein tyrosine kinase signaling pathway; multicellular organism development; positive regulation of cell population proliferation. The transcript has 28 exons. Lineage: Eukaryota; Metazoa; Chordata; Actinopteri; Atheriniformes; Melanotaeniidae. Bases 385 to 4524 code for a protein of 1379 amino acids. Gene Ontology annotation, cellular component: basal plasma membrane; signaling receptor complex. Gene Ontology annotation, molecular function: ATP binding; transmembrane receptor protein tyrosine kinase activity; epidermal growth factor receptor binding.
UGUGCCAAUCAAGGCGCCAGUGGGAGGAGUUCGGGGACUCGGAGGUGUGUCUGAACAACGCGAGUCUGCAGCUGCAUAGUGUGUCUAAGUCGAGGAGUAAUGGCAUGAGUGUAGUGCUUUUACACUAUUUAGGCAAGCUUUCUUUCAGCGUGAGUUGGAAACUAAUAUUUGAGUAUUUCUACUUUCACACCAGUCGCAAAAUUGGGACUCAAAGCGCUGAGAGACGUAGCAAAGGACAGUCGGGCAAACUGUUAACUGACUCAACCAAAGUCCCCAAACUCGCAGGGUGAGGAGCCGUCAAACGGUUCAUCCUUUCUGUCUCUUUCAAGCAAGGAUACGUCGCUGGACAUGUGAAUUUAAAGGAGAUACCUGCCAAGCACGACCAUGAAACCAACGUCUGCCCUUUGUUGCUUCGGCUUUCUCCUCACAAGCUUCUUGUUUGAGUUCGGCUCUUCACAAUCAGUAUGUGCUGGAACAGAGAACAAGCUAAGUACGCUAUCGGAUCUGGAGCAGCAGUACCGGACGCUGAGGAAAUACUACGAGAACUGCGAGGUCGUAAUGGGCAACCUUGAGAUCACAAGCAUAGACCGCAGUCGGGACCUCACCUUCCUCAGAUCCAUCCGAGAAGUGACGGGGUAUGUGUUGGUGGCUCUGAACCAGUUUGAUUACCUGCCCCUGGAGAACUUGAGGAUAAUUCGAGGAACCAAGCUGUACGAGGACCGCUACUCGCUUGCAAUUUUCCUGAAUUAUAGGCGCGAUGGAAACUUCGGCCUGCGGCAGUUGGGUCUGAAAAAUCUCACAGAGAUUCUUAGUGGAGGUGUGUAUGUUGACCAGAACAAGUUCCUCUGCCAUGCGGACACAAUCCACUGGCAGGACAUUGUCAAGAAUCCACGGGCCCAUCCUGUAGUGGUGCCAACUAAUAGUAGUGUCACAUGUCAAAAGUGCCAUCGGACCUGUAAUGGCCGUUGCUGGGGCCCAAAAGAGAACCAAUGUCAAAGCUUAACUAAGACGGUGUGUGCCGAGCAGUGCGACGGCCGCUGCUUCGGUCCCUAUGUUAGCGACUGCUGCCAUCGUGAGUGUGCAGGGGGCUGCUAUGGCCCAAAGGACACAGACUGCUUUGCUUGCACAAACUUCAAUGACAGUGGAGCAUGUGUAACCCAGUGCCCUCAGCCAUUUGUCUACAACCCCACCACCUUCCAGCUAGAACACAACCCGAGGGCAAAGUACACCUAUGGAGCUUUUUGUGUCAAGAAGUGUCCACAUAACUUUGUGGUGGACCAUAGCUCCUGUGUAAGAGCCUGCCCUAGCAACAAGAUGGAAGUGGAAGAGAACCGCAUUAAGAUGUGCAUCCCUUGUACCGACAUCUGCCCAAAAGCGUGUGACGGAGUAGGUACAGCCAGUCUACAGACCGCUCAGACUGUGGACUCCAGCAACAUUGACAAGUUUGUCAACUGCACCAAAAUCAAUGGCAACUUGGUGUUCCUUAUUACUGGAAUCAAAGGGGACGUCUAUCACAACAUCGAAGCUUUGGACCCUGAAAAACUCAAUGUAUUUCGGACCGUUCGAGAAAUUACUGGCUACCUUAACAUCCAGUCUUGGCCUGACAAUAUGACUGACUUGAGCGUUUUCUCAAACCUGGCAACUAUUGGGGGAAGAGCAUUGUACAGUGGGAUCUCCCUGCUGGUGUUAAAGCAGCAGGGCAUCUCAUCACUUCAACUUCAGUCACUAAGAGAGAUCAGCGCUGGGAACGUCCACAUUGCAGAGAACAGCCAGCUUUGCUACUACAACACCGUCAACUGGACAAGACUGUUCCGUACUGCAAACCAAAAGUUUCAGAUCCGCAACAACCGAAGUCCGCAGGAGUGCUCCAGGGAGCACAUGGUGUGUGACCCACUGUGCUCAGAUGCUGGGUGUUGGGGUCCCAGCCCAGACCAGUGCCUCUCCUGUCAGUACUUCAGCCGUGGACGAACUUGUGUGGAUAGCUGCAACCUUUAUGAGGGGGACAUCAGAGAGUAUGCCAACGGGUCAGUGUGUGUGGAGUGUGAUGCCCAGUGCGAACGAGCAGACGGCGCCUCCCUGACCUGCAAUGGCCCGGGCCCAGAGCAUUGUGUGAAAUGUCUUCAUUUCAAGGACGGUCCAAACUGUGUGGAAAAGUGUCCUGAUGGCCUGCAAGGUGCCAACAGCUUCAUCUUCAAGUAUGCCGAAGUCAACAAUGAAUGUCAUCCCUGUCAUGCCAACUGCACCCAGGGAUGUAUUGGACCAAGACUCCAAGACUGCAUUGGCUGGAUGGACAGAACGCCUCUUAUUGCAGCUGGAGUGAUCGGCGGCCUCUUCAUGGUAGUGAUCAUGUUCCUGAGCGUAGCAGUGUCUGUGCGCCGGAAGAACAUUAAGAAAAAGAGGGCACUUCGUCGCUUCCUUGAGACAGAGUUGGUGGAACCUUUAGCACCAAGUGGAACAGCUCCGAAUCAAGCCCAGCUUCGCAUCCUGAAAGACACAGAACUCAAAAGAGUCAAGGUUCUUGGGUCUGGAGCAUUUGGAAAAGUUUACAAGGGUAUUUGGGUCCCAGAGGGGGAGACUGUGAAGAUUCCUGUAGCCAUUAAAAUCCUUAAUGAGGCCACUGGACCCAAGGCUAAUGUGGAGUUCAUGGACGAGGCUUUGAUCAUGGCUAGCAUGGAGCACCCACACCUGGUCCGAUUGCUGGGAGUCUGUCUGAGUCCCACAAUCCAGCUGGUGACACAACUGAUGCCCCAUGGCUGCCUGCUUGACUAUGUCCACGAGCACAAGGACAAUAUUGGUUCACAGCUCUUGCUCAACUGGUGUGUCCAAAUUGCCAAGGGUAUGAUGUAUCUGGAGGAGCGUAGGUUGGUCCACAGAGAUUUGGCUGCCCGAAAUGUUCUCGUCAAAUCUCCAAACCACAUCAAAAUCACUGACUUCGGCCUGGCUCGGCUGCUGGAUAUCAAUGAGAAAGAAUACAAUGCGGAUGGAGGAAAGAUGCCUAUCAAAUGGAUGGCCCUGGAAUGUAUCCAUUACAGGAAGUUUACUCAUCAGAGUGACGUUUGGAGUUAUGGUGUAACCAUAUGGGAGCUGAUGACCUUUGGAGGGAAACCAUAUGAUGGAAUUUCCACUAGAGAUAUUCCAGAUCUGCUGGAGAAAGGAGAGCGUCUUCCUCAGCCUCCUAUCUGCACCAUUGAUGUCUACAUGGUCAUGGUCAAGUGCUGGAUGAUCGAUGCUGACAGUCGACCCAAGUUCAAGGAGCUGGCUGCGGAGUUCACUCGGAUGGCUCGGGAUCCCCAACGUUACCUGGUCAUACAGGGUGAUGACCGCAUGAAGCUACCCAGCCCCAAUGACAGCAAGUUUUUCCAGAGUCUCCUGGAUGAAGAGGAACUGGAGGACCUGAUGGAUGCUGAGGAGUAUCUCGUACCCCACUCGUUCAACGUUCCACCGCUGGCAUACACUCCUCGCACACGCAUGGACUCUAACAAGAACCAGUAUGGCUGCCAGGAACCUAGUUUUAGCAUGGAGAACAUGCUGGCCACCCUUCCCAGAGUGGUUCCAUCGGUGUCUGGAAGCAGUCUCCCUCCACAGGAACUUGCUUCAGGGGGACAAAUUGGUGGUGGAUUUGGCCGGAGCAAUCAGGAUGACCCUCGCUGUAACGGCACCUUGAGAAAACAGGCGUCCCCAAGAUCAAGUACCCUUGGAGCUGUUUCAACUCUCACUGCAGGACAAGGCGGAGGUGAGGACAGUAGUGGACAGCGUUACAGUGCAGAUCCAACUGGUCUUUUAGCAGAGCGGGGAGCAAAGGGAGACAAGGACAAGGAUGGCUACAUGACUGCUAUGAGAGACAAGAAAACUUCAGAUUAUCUCAACCCUGUAGAAGAAAACCCCUUCGUCACGCGUCGUCGGAAUGGCGAUGCCCAUGUAGUAAUUGAUGGAGCAAGUUGCCACACCUUGCACUUGGCUGGAGCCUCUGUACCCUCUAAAAGCCAGUCCACCCACAGUGAUGAUGAAUAUGUCAACGAGCCACUGUAUCUGAAUACAUUCCUUAACCCUGGGGACAAGAAUGGAUUGGCUGGAGCCGUUUCCAUCUCAGCUUCUACAUCGUCUGCUGCACAAUCAAUCCUGCAGACAGUGAACCCAUCAUCGAGCCACAUCGUUUCCUCAAGUGGAUAUGUGGUAACCCCCGGGCAACUCCCCCACUCAUCGUAUCCAUCGCACACUUUACAUCCAGGACAUUCAGGACACGCUCUGCACUCAGGCGUCACCAGCAGCACCAUAAUGUUUGAUAAGAAAGGCAAGAAAGCCACUUUUGACAAUCCUGAGUAUUGGCAGCACAGUCUCCCUCCGAAGUCCUCGCUGCACAACCCAGAGUACCUGCAGGACUGCAGCACACGUUUCUUUUACCGGCAGAACGGACGCAUUCGCCCUGCUGUGGCAGAAAACCAGGAAUACUUGUCUGAGGCUGCUAUGAAAGCUGGGAACGUAUUGCCACCUCCCCCAUACAGGCAGAGGAACACUGUGGUGUAGUGACUCGCCUGUAGCGCCUGAAAGAAUUAAAAGAGAGAUAUGGUGGAGAUAAAUAGUCCUCUCUUUUUCAUGCCGUAGUUCUCCACCUGGGUUCUUUUUGCACCUUCUCUGAACACUUCUAUAUGUCAUGUCUGAUUGCAAAUCUUGUACUCUCUCUCUAAGGAUCUGCCUUUUCAUGACCAGGAACUACAAUAACUGUCAAUAAUGGCCUCAGUUCACACUCAGACUGUCUUUUAUUAAAUCCAUUCCUGGCUAUGACCCCUAAAGCAACUGGAGGCAUUUCAGAGAGGGUGGCUCUGUCCAGAAGAAAACUGCUCUGGCAUCUCCAGCGUCAAAAAGGUUUUUGAACACAAUCAAAGAUUGAAAAAGAGAAAUAUGAGAAGCUGAGAUUAGCCCAAAGAGGAUUAUUUUGAAGAUCUUACAAGAUGAGUUUAUUCAUGAAUCGUUGCUCACUACAUGUUUUUUUUUCCUUUUUUUUUUUUUCUUUUUUAACGCAUUUGCAACCAGGUAGUCAUUUACAUUGUUGUAUUCAAUGUAUUGCGUGGGUGAAAUAUAAUGUGAAAUAUGGCUUCACAGUUGUUUUGACUUACUAGCAAACAUGCAGUCAAGCUGAGAUGACCAGAUGUGGCCUCUUUUCCUGCCCACACGCUUCUUUGACUUAUAUUUUACUGCACCAGUAAUGUAAUUAAAAUAUUUAUCACAUACAGCUCAUAGCAUACCUGGAACAAGUCAACAUGCCUGAAGGUUUGACACACUAAUAAUAACCAUACAUUAAUUUACAUAUAAACACACAUUGAAAGGUGAGCCUGCUGCCACUUGAAAUAUAUUCUGGAGGAGAUUGACCUUGUGCUGGAUGACAGAGCAUGGAGAUAAUGGCAGUCAGUGGUGUGGUGCGGAGAAAAGGGGUCAGCAGAAAAGAAAAUGUCACCAUGGCUGUGAUAUCACCUAGUACCUGGUUGAAAGCAUUUGACAGAUUAUGCCAUGGCUACGUUGGGACUUUAAAGGUUGAUUUCUUAGAAGAUGACCCUUUAAUUCCCACUCUUGCUUUUGGUCCUGUUCCCCGUUGACUAGACAAAUCCAGUCAGAAGAGCCAGUAAACCAGCCAGUUUAAAAAUUGCUGAAAGCAGGAUUGUGACUGGCUUAACCAACGAUGCUUGCAUUUCAAGAAAUUCAGUUUCAGAUGAACUGGUAUGCGAAUUUUGACACCUGAUUUUGGACAAAGCAUUUUAAUACAAAAAGUAUUUCAAAUCUUUAGACAACAGUUUUUAUUAUUUUCUUUUAACUCAUCAGGGGUCUGUUUAAUUUGUUGUCUUGUCUUACAAAUACACUGUAUUUGAUUAGAGAAUGAUGGUCAAAACAGCACAGACAGCUGCCCACACUGUGGACAUGACACAGAGGCUAACCCUACAUUUUAUAAGCUGAUUACAUUACCAGACAGGCACAAUCCUGGAACAGGCUCUAUGAACCAAGCCAGCUCCUCAAAGAUGUUGAAGUACAUCAAAGACCAGUGUAAAAUAUGUUUUUGCACAUUUAUGUGUUCAUAAACACAAAAAACUAAUUGAUUUAGUUUUCUGUUCCAUCUGUGUUGAUUAAAAUGGAAUAGACGGAUGGUUAUCAAAACUCUGUGAAGAAACCUCCACUGUGUUUUUAAUAUAGAAUACUAAAUCAGAAUGGAACUCUUUUGUAUUGUUGUUUGACAAUAAUGGUGAGACAUUAAAAUUUAGAGCUGAAACUACUGAUAGCUAGCUUCCUAUACUCAUACAGUACUGCCAGAUGCCACAUUAAACUCUGAUGGAGAUCACUAGCAUCUGUCGUCAAAUGACAUUGAAGCCUAAUUUAGGAGCUGCUGAUAAUUUAAUAGCACUUAAUGCUCUGGGACAGCUAAAUGACUUUGCUGUUAUUCUCGCUCUAAGCAACAAUUCAUGCAGAUCUUUUUUUUACAUUGCAUUGCAACUAUAAUUUACUGUGACACAACGUUUUAGUUUAAACAGCAUUUUACUAAUGAGGAAACAUUAUCACUGUAAAGACAUAAUAGCGCUAAGUGGGAUUGGUGGCACACAGUGAUAUUCAACAUCAGGGAAAAGUUGCACUUUUUUAAUGGUGGGACUAUCAUGAGCUGAAAUUGCCGAAAUUUUAAUUCGCAAUAGAGGUCAACUCCACAAACACUGGAUUUUGCUUCUCUUUUAAUAGCAUGUUUUUAUUAUAAAUUAUCAUCUUCUUAAUACCUCUCUAUUGACUUAGCUUAUGUUUAAAUUGAUAUUUUCCUACAAUUCAGCACAUGCCACAUCAUGGCAAUUUGUCAUGAGCUACUGGGUCUUAAAUUUUUACAACUGGGCAGACAUUUUCAAUGUACAUGCUGUUAGGUGAGGACCUUUACAGAAAGCAGAAGCUCCUACUUGUAAAGUGGUAGAAACAAAGUGGUAGAAUUUAAGUUCUACUUAGUCUACUACUGACUGUAUACUCAUCUUAACAUGUUGAUGUGAAACAUUUACUUUUUACAUUUUUUUCAACCUCUAUUUGUUUAGCUUUAGGCAUCAUAAAUUCUUGGUUAGGUUUAGGAAAUCAUUAUAGUUUGGUGUAAAUACACUUUAAGAUACAAGUACACUUAUCCCUGCUGUAACAUUUGUUCCAUUUUCAGAAUGACCACCGUAAUAUGAAUCUCCAUCUGAUAACAUAUUUCAUACUAUAUUCAUUUAUUAAGGGACUUUUGAUGAGUACUAUUCUGCAAAUGUAAAAUUAUUACUUAAGCGAUACUCUGUGAUAGAUAAUGUGAGUGAGCUGCAAAGCAGGUGGCGCAACCCUUGCACCAAAAAGACACUUGGAAAUCUCCAGAUUAACUUGGAUAUACCAGAAGAUUUACUAUAUUAAAAUAUUAAUGCCUGAUGAUAUUGCAAUAUUACACCUCACAUACCUCCAAAGGCAAGUUAACCCAUACUGUCAGUCCGGUGAUAACACCUGCUCUUAAAGAUGGGGACUGUCUAAUCUAUGUCCCACUACUGAUGUAUGUGGCAAUGUACAAGCACUGUUACACAACCUUGUGCCUCUAUAUUAUAGAUUCCAAUGAGCAGUGAAGAUGAUUUACUACUGUACAAAGCACACAUGUUAGCCUGGCACAGUGUUUUGUCCAACUCUCAGGUUUUAUGGGGAAUAAUAAUCAUCCAGUUGCUCUCCAGCUGAGGCACAAGUUGUCAAAUCAUAAAGGGAUUUUAAACCAGUUGAAAUAAAAACACAAUAGAAGUUAUAUUAGCGGCAUAAUACAGCAGUACAUGCACGGAUGAAAUGUGCAGCUUAACAGAAAUGUGAAUUUUACAGUAAAUUUUACUGUAUUAAGUACAGCAUCACUUCAGCAUUGGCUUUGUUCUGUUACUUGUCUGAUUCGGCUGUGCUAUAUCUGCAGAUAUUUUAAAAAUUGUAAUUGUUCUACUGAUUUUUGCUUUACUGUUUUGGAUUCACACGUAUGUGUAUAUUUUCUGUGUAAAUGUGUGGAGUGAAACGGUCCCCUCUGUGUUUACGUUAGUUUUGUAUGUUUAUCACCCAUGAGGCAUGUGGACUACUUUAGGGAAAGGCAGGAGAGAGGCACCAAAAGGCUUGAAGUAUGUGGGAAAAUAAAGCCAAUCUAUGGAAGAGAAAAUCUGCUGGUACUCUCAGCCAGCAACCAUCACAGGGGCUUUUAGCUUUUUGAAUGCUAAUUCAUCCACUUUCCCAUGUUGUUCUGUGGGGAAAUCAUGUUACCCAACAUCUCACCCAGUGCACCAGCUGAGAAGCCCUGAAUGACAGGCAAUAGGUUGUAAUCCCGCUGUGAGGUUAAAACUAUGGUAUUAGCAUUCAAGAAAUGUUACCCAACCAAUGCAUCAAUGUUACAAAAGCCAGGAGGGGAGAGAGUAUGAGUGCACUGUAACUGGGAGAGAGGGGCAAAGUUAAAUGCCAUUCUUUAUUUCUCCUUACAGGUGACUGUUGAAUUGCAUGUAGCAAACACUGUUCUGCAGCAGAUCCAGGUAUAAUGGAAAGGCAGCAGAAUGUGGGAUGAACACGAACAGAAUGGUGCAAAAAGGGAAACUGAUCAUGAUCAAAUGUUAACAUGAGUCAUAACUUGCUGUGAAAAUAUGUUAUACCUCAUAGGUAUAAUACAUAAAUUGUGUAAAGGAGCACAACUCCUUUAAAUAACUAAUAAAACUGGAUGGUUAUACCCAGUAAAUUUACCUUAAAGUAACAGUACAAUUUAUUUUGUGCACCUACAUUGGUUGUUGCAAGAAUGUGUGUUUUUAAAAAUAUGUAAUCUCAUUAUGAACAGUGUCCUUUUUCUUUGACUCUUAUUUGCUCUUAAAGGUUGCAUUGUGAGUUUUCUUUUCUAUUUUUAAUUUGCAGUUACAUCAUCUUUUUUUUUUAUUUUUAUUUUUCCUUUUCAUUAACUUUAGUGGGUGUGCUAGCUGUGUCACAGUUUAGAGGUUGGAUAUCUUUUUAUUAAGAAAAACUCAACUUGUAUAUCAUUGCCGAAUGAAACUAACAAAAAAAUUUAACCAAGUAGCUGUUCUCAACUAAUUUAAGUAGCAGAGGUUAUCAGAGAGAGCUUUGACAAUGUCUGGUAUGGUUUGCAUACUUCUUCUCAGCAAAAGUUUAACAACAGUUUGUUAGAGCAGAUCAGUUUAAAUAUCCAAACUUAAAAAUUAAAUGUCCUCAAUUAAUUUUUUACCAUGGCUAAACAUGGGUAAUCUUUCUAAACCUUACUCCAGCCCUCAAAUUUUGAAGUAGUUUAUUUCUUUUCUUUUUUUUUUUUUUCUUUACACUACACCAUGCAAUACUUCUCAUUUUAUACGAGUUCAUGAGGAUCUUCUGACCACUCAGGUUAAAAACUGAUUGGUGCACUACUGUAUAAAACAGAAGAGUGCUAAUGUUAAAUGCUUAGGUCCUCCACAGCAAAAGCCAGCUUACUUUUUUUAGUCAUAUUUUGUAGGACCUUUGCCGCGGGACAGUCCUUGUCUGUCCGUUAAGAUCUAUCCGGCCUAGAAAAGAGAGCUUUGGUGGUUUAAAAUCUUGAACUGGGACAGGAAACUGUAUUUAUAGAGCAUGUUCUAUUUCUAUUUCUAUUCUUUGAUUAUUCAUGUCAGAACAUUUUUCACAAAUGAAUUAAGCACGCGAUGUAACACAUUACAUUUCAGAUACCACAACAAAUCACUCAUCCAGAGACACAUUUGUUCUGUGUUUUACAAAAGAAAUAGAUGAAUAAAAAAAAAAAUCUCAACUUAUUUUUUAAGGGAAACACAAAGCAGUUGAUAAACAUGCAUUCUAACAUUAAAUAGAAUGAGACUGUGUAUGGCAGUCAUAGUGUGAUUUUGCACUGAUUCAUACUGUAGAUGUAAAUUUACAAUGCCAUGAUAAGGGAGGUGGAUGACAGUGGUUAUGUAAGCACAGUUUACAAUGUAUUUAACUGAUGGUAAAAUGGUAAAAGGGAAUUAAUAAUUGUCUUUUGACUAAGACAUUUAGAAAAUAGGUUGCUCAACAAUUUUGCUAUAAUAAAAUUAAAAUAAAAAAUUGGAUAAUAUUUUUUAUAGGUGACAAAAAGGUGGCAAGGUUCAUCUGUAAAUAGAGCAAUGAUGCUUUUUUUCCAGCUGAAGAUUUUCUUUUUAAAUCUUGCAUUGUUGCAUUGUUAGUGGUCUACUGUAUCCUAAUCUUUACUUUGGGGAAUAUCUUUUCUUUAUGUAUAUAGAUAUAAAUAUAUAUAUACAGUAAAUAUAUAUAUUCUGUAAAUGUAGUUUUAACAGUGAACUCCGACAUUAAAAAUGCUUGCAGGGUCUUCUUGUCACUUAUCCACCCUAUCAUAUCCCCCUGUGAUCGUGUGAUUGUGUUUUCAGCACAACUUGGUGGAAUUUGUGUUUCAGCCUCUGCUCUUGCUCACUUUGUAGGAGUGAAUUCCACUCUCGUUUUUUUACUGGAUAUAUUAUAAACAUAUUACCCCACAUGCACACUUCUCUGUGUCAUUCACUUUUUUGUUUGUUUUGUUAUUUUUUAAUUAUGCACACUUGAUGCUGUUACAGUACUAUGAAUAUUCAGUAUAGCAUCCCUAAAAAAAACGUUAUAAAUCCACCAGUGUCACUUUACAUGUGAGUUUUUAAGGACCUGAAGUAUACUAUUUCUUCUUGAGUAUUUCCAUGUCUGUUUUUACUGACCUCAGUCAUUGCUUAUGUUUUAUCCAUUUGGGGCAAUACUGACUGAUUGGAGUAGCAAUAUCACAUUGUAGUCCUGAGACUGAUUUUUAUAAUGUUUGAGAAAAAAAAAUGGGAGACAGACUGCAUGGGCAGGAUUAUUCAUUCAAAUUUCUGUUAUUUUCUUGUGCAGAUGAAGCCAGAUAACUACUCUGACUUUAACAAGACUUCACUCUUUUCCAGAAGCCCUAUUUUUACAGCAAACUUAUUUUCAUUUCACUGGAUUUUUAGGGCCUAUUUUCCAUUAUGCCUACUAUUUGAUGUGAAUACUGCCACCAAAAUCAUCAUAGUGAACUAUUUUUCAUCUGAGAACUGUAGCAAAUGUGUUGGUAGCAAUCAAGCAGUGCAUUACAAAUCUGGUAACACAUGUUUAAGAACUAAACCUGAAUGGUUUAUUCAAUUUAUUAUGUAAAUUUGCAGAGCAUAAAUCUGUUGAUGCAUCGGAUUAUAACUGUCCUUGCAUUACAUAUUUCAGCUGUAGUAGAUCCGAGCACAGUUUGUGUUGUUUUUGAAGGAAGUGAGUCAGACAGCUUUAUUCAGUUGUUUUCUGAUAACAUUGUGUACUUUUCUAGUAAGCGUUAAUAGGAUUUUGCUUCGUGUCAGAAUUUUAACCAGUUUAAAUUUGGGUAAUUUUGAAUAUUUUUCAUUGUGUUUGUUCUAUAUAAACAACAUAAUGUUGGUAGAUUAUGGCACACAUACUGUUGAAAAGUCUUCUGGCUUUUGCAUUCAAUGAUUUUGGUGGCAACUGUUUUAUUUUACAGGUUCCAGCAUUUACAUGUAUAGCUCGGAGCUGGGAAAGCUCCUUAAACCUUAUUCAAUCUGUUUAUUGACCUACACUAAAGUUUGUAAGGGUAUUCUUAUCAUUAAAUCAUCAGUUCUUUGUACUGGCUCAUCAGAAUGAUUGAGAACUAAGUUUUAUAGAGUGUACUUUGUCACAUUUCCGUGUUACUUUUCAUUGCUCAAUUGACAUUUUUCCCCCAAUCGAGAACAUUGAAAUACAUAGUCCCUCUGUUUUGUUACAUGAAUCUGUCAAAAAUAUAUUUUUAAUUCAAUAUGAAUAAAGAUCAGUCAGUAUUUAA